Protopolystoma xenopodis is the source of this 435-nucleotide messenger RNA. The record is from the annotation of a GenBank genome assembly. NCBI's taxonomy places the organism in Eukaryota, Metazoa, Platyhelminthes, Monogenea, Polystomatidea, Polystomatidae.
AUGAGAUGUACUCACCCUCUAAGCUCCACGUUGGAUUUCUUCCCUCCUCCCUUCAGCCUUGUACCGGGUAUGUGGAUCAGAAUCUGCAAUAAUGUUACGCAGUCAUCCUUCCCUAAGUCUUAUCAGAGUCUUUCUCUUGGCCCAUAUGAUCCGUUGGCUAUCGCCCUGGUUCAAAUAUUUCACUCGAUUCUUGCCACCCCAUCUGCGCUCACCGAGGCGUUAUUUCACGCACUCUGCGUCUGCGAGACGAACUUGAGGCUAAAGUCCCCGAGUAAUUCUGAUAAUCAAGCCAUUUCUUCAUGGACCACGUCUAUUGUAAAACAGGCCUACUGUCAGCCAACUAGUUCUAGUCUCCACCGCGUAUAUCCUGUUUCUAUCCCUAAAUACCAAGUUUAUCGCUUCCGAAGCCCUAGUCUCUUGUGUGCAAACCCAUAA